AUGCUGCACGCAAAAAAAUCAGGUAUCAAAACGAUCCCCGGAGACAUAUUCGAAGCUGGUCCUGCACCAUCAGAAACCGUGACCAAUCAUCUUGAUUUUCCUCAACAACGGAUCGUCCUUGUUCACGCGUGCAACACCGUUGGCUCAUGGGGUGCAGGAAUUGCUCUAGCUUUCAAGGACCGGUAUCCUGAGCAGUAUGAACUAUAUCGAGAGUCCCAUCUGGUGGUCGAGGACGAGCGUCAAGAACUUCAAGAGGCGAACAUGAUGGAAACGUUCAAGAUAAUCGUUCAAUUCAACGCGGAUUCUCUCGUUGGGACGUGUUUAUUGAUCCCUCCACCUUCCACUUCUCCUUCCUCUCCAGAGUCAAUCUCGAAACCAGGAAUAUAUAUCGCUUGUCUCUUCACAUCAAAAGCCUAUGGUCGCAAAAAAGAUAGUCCCAAAGAGAUCCUUUCUGCGACUAGAAGGGCGCUGGUUGACCUCACGAGGCAGUUGCAUCAAGGGGUGAAUUUCCUUGGAAUUAGAAACACCGAGCACGUCUCACAAUCGCAGACGGAGUCAUACGAGCCUGACGGAUGGGAGUUGCACGCGUGGCACUUGUAG
Messenger RNA from Lentinula edodes (shiitake mushroom), 600 nucleotides. RefSeq lists its product as uncharacterized. Bases 1 to 600 code for a protein of 199 amino acids. The record is from RefSeq and is a predicted model, not a curated record. The transcript has 4 exons. NCBI's taxonomy places the organism in Eukaryota, Fungi, Basidiomycota, Agaricomycetes, Agaricales, Omphalotaceae.